GACAAAAGCGCUGCACCUAAAAACUGAGUCCCUACAAAAACACUUACGAAAGGAGAGACGUUCCCGAGCGACUUUAACUAGCAUGGAAUGAAAAUUUCACAAAUGCCAUUUGGAGACAGCCAGGUCAGGUUGCAAAUGCCUUUGUAUCCUUACGUGAAAUAGAAGAUACAUCAGUGUGAUGGAGACACUUAAGGCAGAAGAGGGUUAUAUAUUCAAGUCAGCAAAGUAAUUUACCAGGAGAAUUCUAAAAAGAUUCUGAGUCCAAAACAAACUGAUUCUGUGGAACCAAGGGCUCUCUAGAGCACAGCGGGUGCCACCUCUAUGUGGGCUUCAUGCUGUGGGCUGCUGAAUGAAGUCAUGGGAACCGGAGCUGUCAGGGGCCAGCAGUCAGGAUUUGCUGGAGGCACUGGUCCAUUCAGAUUUACAAACUCGAGUUUUUCCACUUACCCACCAGCACCUACAGAAGGGCCUAAUAUAGUUUGCAAAGCCUGUGGACUUUCAUUUUCAGUCUUUAGAAAGAAGCAUGUAUGCUGUGACUGCAAGAAGGAUUUUUGCUCUCUUUGUUCGGUCUUACAAGAAAAUCUUCGUAGAUGUUCCACUUGUCACUUACUACAACAGACGGCCUUUCAGCGCCCUCAGUUAAUGCGACUGAAAGUGAAGGAUCUGCGGCAGUAUCUCGUUCUUAGAAACAUACCAACUGACACCUGUCGGGAGAAGGAAGACUUGGUAGAUCUAGUACUGUGCCAUCACGGGCUGGGCUCUGAGGACGGCCUGGACACGAGCAGUCUGAAUUCUUCAAGGUCCCAGAAUUCUAGCUUUUUCAACACACAUUCAUUUUUUUCAAACUAUACAGCCCCUUCUGCUACCAUGUCUUCGUUUCAGGGGGAGCUUAUGGGUGGAGACUGGACCUUAAGAUCUGGAGCGCUGGCACAGGUACAGAGUGAAAUAGCCUCAGCAAACAUAGAAGAUGAUGAUGACGAUGACGACGAUGAUGACGAUGACGAUGAUGAUGAUGAUGAAGAAAACUUGGAGGAACCGAUGCCUGGCCUCUCUAAGAAAAGAGUGAGAGCUUCACUGUCUGACCUGUCAAGCCUUGAGGACGUGGAAGGGAUGAGCGUGCGCCAGCUGAAGGAAAUCCUGGCUCGGAAUUUUGUCAACUAUUCUGGCUGCUGUGAAAAAUGGGAGCUGGUAGAGAAAGUCAACCGGUUGUACAAAGAGAAUGAAGAAAACCAAAAGUCAUAUGGUGAGCGGCUGCAGCUGCAGGAUGAGGAGGAUGACAGCCUGUGCCGUAUCUGCAUGGAUGCCGUCAUCGACUGUGUCCUGCUCGAGUGUGGCCACAUGGUCACCUGCACCAAGUGUGGCAAGCGCAUGAGCGAGUGUCCCAUCUGCCGGCAGUACGUGGUGCGCGCUGUGCACGUGUUCAAGUCCUGAAGCAGAGGCUGUCCCAACAGGACGCAGGUCCCCGACAGGACACUCGCCUCCGAGCCUGAGCCCAGAUGUUUCAGUACACAGAAGGGCCUGGACACUUACCGUUCAAAGCUAUUUUUAGAAGUUAUUUUCACUACUAAUUAGGGACAGAGAUUCAUCCUAAAUUACAGCAACAUCGGUCCAUGCCAUAUGCCUGUCAGCCUGUGGACUUGCUCAGCAACCCAGGUUCGGCCCGGCUUCAUCACAUCUGUGAUCAGUAAUUGCUGAAGUCAGAUUGCUUAUGGCAUCAGCUCCUCGCUCUUUGGAGGGCAUUUAUCCUCUUAUUUUUCCUUCCUCCUAGUUUUAAAUUACUCAAAUGUUUGAAUCUUCAGUUCCCUGGAUGAGAUCACUGUCCACAUGGUGACCGUCACGGUACACAGUGAGCAGUGCCACCUCCGAAUAUUCAUUUUUGUUAGUCAUGUAUAUUUUAAAUGCUACUAUUCGAUGAAUGUACAGUUCCACAUUGUUGCUAUUUCUGCAUUUAAAAGUAAUUGGAAGCAACUGACAUUCUAUAGUCAACUGCCAGGGCCUUAGACUAAACAUGUCCAUUUUUGUUCAGGUACAGCUUUUUAUAGCAAGGGCUGCAUCUAGCUGCUUUUCAUUAGAGAAGUGUGUAUGUUAAAUUCUUUAUUAAUGUGUAAUUGGUUUACACUGUUUUGUAUAGUGAAAGUGUAUUUUCCGUGCUACCGCUAGCUAAUUUGAACUUUAGGAAUAAAAUUAGAUUUUCAAAAUGUUUUUA
Molecule: messenger RNA, 2206 nt
Organism: Pteropus alecto (black flying fox)
Lineage: Eukaryota; Metazoa; Chordata; Mammalia; Chiroptera; Pteropodidae
Gene: RNF34
Product: ring finger protein 34
Exons: 8
Coding region: 322-1431 (369 amino acids)
Biological process (GO): protein K48-linked ubiquitination; negative regulation of extrinsic apoptotic signaling pathway via death domain receptors; proteasome-mediated ubiquitin-dependent protein catabolic process
Cellular component (GO): cytoplasm; plasma membrane
Molecular function (GO): ubiquitin protein ligase activity
Source: RefSeq, a predicted model, not a curated record